Molecule: messenger RNA, 3909 nt
Organism: Puntigrus tetrazona (Sumatra barb)
Lineage: Eukaryota; Metazoa; Chordata; Actinopteri; Cypriniformes; Cyprinidae
Gene: tmem91
Product: transmembrane protein 91
Exons: 4
Coding region: 1538-2254 (238 amino acids)
Cellular component (GO): membrane; intracellular membrane-bounded organelle
Source: RefSeq, a predicted model, not a curated record
AAGAGAGAUGUGGAGAGAGAAGAGGAGAGGAGGAUGCAAGGAUCCGCUUCGCUGCUGUAGUUUGAAAGUCUCGCCAAGGGGACUUAGAAGAGCAUUGGUGGUAUAAAUACCCAGCAUAAACAGGAUUAAAAGAGCAACUACUGACUCCAUCAGAGAAGUGUUGAAGUGAGAGAGACAAGCAGAGAGAGAGAGAGCAUAAAGUGUAAGCAUCAGGAGCGCUGUGUGCUGCGGUGUGUCUCUACACGCUCGCUUUACUAUAGCACCUAACUUGGGAGACAACAAGCGUCACUUCUCAACUCUUUUACUGGAACACCAUCCCAUCUCUCUCUCUCUCUCUCUCUCUCUCUCUCUCUCUCUCUCUCUCCAUCAGACACACUCGUACACACAAAUGGAGGAUAUGUGUUGGCGCUGAAGUAUUGCUGAAGUUCAAACUGGGCCACUGGAUUCAUCUGUUUUGCUCCACUCAUUUGGUCGAGUCCCGCUGGACACGCACCCAGAUACAGACACCACCAAAGAAUACAGGAUCAAUGGAAGAGCACAGUCCAAGUACCUCCAUGAGAGGUGAGGGGCACCGGACACGACUCUGAGACACUUACACAGCUGGGAGAGCAUGGCGCAUUAAAGAUACAGGUCCCCACAAGAGCUUUCUGGUCUCAGCUAGUGCUAUAAAUCAAUAGCCGCGCACUCUGAUUUCUUCAUCAAGAAAUUUCUCCUCAGCUACAAACAGAAUGGCUUUCUUGAGCACUUGCUGACCAGAAACCGCACUCCAGAGGAUACUAUUUUUGUGGACGUCUGAAGUCUAUUUCGCACUGCGGCUCUGAAAACCCACCGGAUGACUAAAACGAUAUAUUUAUAUAUAUGUGCGCAUAGCUGAUAAAGCUGAUAAGUCUUUCAACCACCUGUCAAUGUUCUUUUUUUACGCUUACGCUGACACUUCCUUCAAAGCUUCUGGCACUUCAGAGAACAUUCCUAUCAGCUUUGGACUGUCUAAAUCGCAGCUAUUUUUAUUCCACUACAUAUUUAGAUAAAAGUCUCCCACUACAGAAUUCUGUUGAAAACAUUUCAUCUGAAUGAGUGAGAGCAGAAGGGCGUUUCACGCUUAAAAUCUUCACUAUUUCACAACCUGUCUACAGUCUGUUGCUAAUCAUGGUUUCCCAUCAUCAGAAGUGACUUCCAUUUUUUUUCAUGCAAAAUGAAGGCCAUUAGCAUAUUUAUGGGCUGAGAUACAUCCAAUCGUGCGCUACAUGGAUCUUGCAUUCAGUCAUCGAGCAAAGAAACAAAUAGCUUCUGACAUGUGAAGGAAAUGGAAUAUUCAAAAGCUUUUCGCAUUUAAACACAUGGACUAAAAUGAAGGAGAUGGAGGAGCACACGAGUUAGUUUCCCUGUUAAGGUUAAUGCUUGUAUCUGUGUGAAAUCAAACAAAAAACUAUUUAAACUGUUGUUACUGCUUUCUUAUGAAAGACAUAUUCGGAAGAGUAAAAUUGUUGGCCCUAUCAGCCGGAAAGCAUUAGUUGAUGUCAGAUCUAGGUCUUGGAAAAUGGAGAAUCUGGAUGAGCUAGAACAUCCAUUGUUGGGUGACAGCAGCCCUAAAAACUCAAGUGGAACAGGCUCAGGUAGCGGACUGUUUAAAAGCAUGUUGAUGAGAAAUGAGGAGGACAAAAGACUGCCCCCUCUGGACUGGAGGAAUUACUGCAGUUCUACAGACAUUCAACAGCAGCAGUUACUGGAUCCAUGUUCAUUGCCUAGCACUCUAGAGACCCUUUAUCCUCCCACUACCAUUUGGGCCGCUGCUGACUCCCUGGGCAUCCACAGUAAGGAGUAUCUGGAAACCACUUUUGUGGACAUUGGCCCUGGUUCACCAUUGGAAAGGAAGUUGCUGGCAGAGACAAGAGAUGUCCAUAGUGUAUCCUACAGCAUAGAAGAUGGGGAUGACCUUUUGCCAGACUUUGAGGACUCCUCCAGUGAUGACUUCAGUGAUACAGACAGCGAAAGCAACUUUCCCAUCAUGAUCCCUCAAGAUUACCUGGGCCUGGCUUUCUUCUCCAUGCUCUGCUGUUUCUGGCCUCUGGGCAUUGCUGCGUUCUACCUUUCCCAAAAGACGAACAAAGCAUCAGCACAAGGAGAUUUCCAGGGUGCUAGUGCGGCGUCUCGCCAGGCUCUGUGGCUCUCUAUCCUUUCGAUCGUGUUCGGCAUCGUCACUUACAUCUGUGCCAUCGCUGCCCUGAUCUCCUAUCUGUCCGGGAAGCCACCUUAAAGACUACUGUAUCGGUAUCUACUCUCAAUUCUUCCAGAAACGCACCUCCCUGGUUCCUAAUUACACAAUCCGCUGCUCCUUACAUACGUACGUUCAUCUUCACCUGUAAUAAGUACAUUCAUUUUGCAGAUACGCCACCUUCACGGCUGUCAUAUUAGAUUUAAAAAAAUGCAAAACACUACAUAGUUUCAGCUGAAAUCUUAGUAUUUGGGUCAAACACAUAUGACACCCACUUUAGAAAGAGAGACCUGCGAUCUGCCUUGGCGCUCGCGUCGAAGUUGGCAGGGGAGGGAGUGACUGAGGCCUAAGGGUUUGUUAGAAGGGAACUAGACAAGGGCCGCGAGAUCAGGAGAUCACAACGGACUUGGCUGCGAGACAGCGGGACGCGUCCACCGAGACGCAUGACUUAAACGAACUGGGUCAUUUUCUAGCCGAGCUCCGAAGCCGGUCAUCGUAAUUCACUCUCCAAAUUGAAAACACCAGAGUAAAUGACUUUAGAGCUCGGUCGGAAACUGCGAGGUAGGAAACAAGUACAAGUUCAGGCAGAUACUGCAAAUAUGAGGAUGCAUAUCAAGCACGCACAGGCAAAAGUUCAAUGCGAUGAGGGAAAGACACACGUAUAUAAGCCGCAGCUUUCACUGAGUCAUGCUGUUAUGAGAAGCUUCUCCCGCAGAACUCUAUUCAUAGCUUGAUAAAUGUAGACUCUUCAUUUUCCACCUACUGUACCAACAAACCGUAUGGAGACGCUUCAUACGAUUCAGCCGAACCAUGCCUGCAAACUCUGGACUGGUGAAAAGGUGGUAAAUCGGGACUCGGGCCACAAUGCUAUUUUCUUAUUUUUUCCUAUCAUUUAUUAAUCAAUUUAAGAUGGAAAAACAUCAGAACAAUUUGAAUUGCUGAAAAGAAAAACAAUGGCACAUAGACGUUUCAUACAUUUUGUGGGUCAUUUCAUGUAUCAAGCAUUAUAACAUAACAUUAUUCAUUAUAAUUAUGAUUCUUUCAGUAACCCGCAUUUGCCUUUGUGGUGUCGAUCAGCAAGUCUUUGCAUAAACUUAGCACUUAAGAACAUUUUCACGAACUUGGAUUUUAUCUUAAGAAAUUUCUCCGCUAUCUCACGACCGAAUUGUGCAUAUUGCUAAUUCUUACCACUUCACUUGUAGUUUUGUAUGAUUUUUGCAACUCGUAAAAUACGUAUGAUUUAGGAAAAACAGCUCCACAGUUCAAAUGAUGAAGCCUUUUUAAGGAUUUCAUCCUUCGAACCGCGUUUUUAAGAAAAGGGAUGAAUCAAAAUGAUAAAGUUAUGUAAUAAUAUAACUAUCCUGAACAAAAAACAGCAAAAAGGCUGAAUGAAAAUUCCAAUUAUAGGUGCCGCUUAUGAAAAGCAGAAAUUCAGCGGUUAGCCCUGUACACAAAGCAGAUGUGCUUUUUAAACACCACUGCAUUGACAUUAUGAUGAAAAAACUGUCAAAAACACUCAGCUCAUGUUAAAGAUACAUUCAGUUUUGUGCCAAAGCAUAGAGUUUGCAGGUAUGUAAACAUCUUUAAACGACAAGCCUGUAAUUUAUAUUCAUCCUGAAGUACGGAACAAAUAAUAUGUGUUAUUUGUAAAUGUGAAAUAAAGAGUAUUUGCCUGUCUGGGCAGUUAUUAUCUUAAA